AUGAAUAAUGAGCCUUUAGACUGGGGUGUUCUUGUCACCAUGACUAUGUUAAAAACCAAACGUCAUCCCACCUUCAAAAUUCCAUAUGCUCUCCUUGUCUCUCGCAUCCUUGAAUACAAAGGAGUAAAUGUCGAAGGUGAACAAGUUGUAAGGACAAAUAACUUGAAUCGUAUGUUAGACAGCACAUUAAUCCAACUACAAAUGGUGCACGUCAAUGAUAUUUAUGUUCAUAAGGAUGAUGUUCUAAAUGAAGGUGACGAAAUUGAAGAUUCUGAUGAAGAUAUGCCUCCUGCUGCUGAGCUUCCCUCUGAUCAAAUCCAAAGUGUUGGAACUUCCUCUACUCAUCAUUGUAGACCCCAAAUCUUGCCCGGCCUCCAAAUAAAGAGUAGAAGACCUCCUAUUGGAAGAUGGACGAAGCCUAACAAGCCACUAGGAGAGACUAUUACGCCCCAUACUAGGAUAGGAAGGAUUUUCGGCACAAAAAUAAGUUUUCUCGCCUUUUUGGGACGAGACCGCCGUCUCGCCUCAGGCAAGUGGCGAGACGGCGGUCUUGACCCUGUCAGACGAGAACGGCGGUCUCGCCACUGUCAGGCGCGAAAACCUAUAAAUAGGGGCUCUCCCCCCCUCAUUUCCACAGACCACACAACAUUCUCUCCUCCUUCUCUCUAG
Molecule: messenger RNA, 669 nt
Organism: Sphenostylis stenocarpa
Lineage: Eukaryota; Viridiplantae; Streptophyta; Magnoliopsida; Fabales; Fabaceae
Source: the annotation of a GenBank genome assembly